Molecule: messenger RNA, 3813 nt
Organism: Triticum aestivum (bread wheat)
Lineage: Eukaryota; Viridiplantae; Streptophyta; Magnoliopsida; Poales; Poaceae
Product: carboxyl-terminal-processing peptidase 2, chloroplastic
Exons: 15
Coding region: 130-1494 (454 amino acids)
Biological process (GO): proteolysis
Molecular function (GO): serine-type peptidase activity; endopeptidase activity; protein binding
Source: RefSeq, a predicted model, not a curated record
CCUCCCUCCCGCGCGCCUCCUCUCCUCCCGCCUCGUCGCCGCCUCCUCUCCCCUCCCGCGCCCGCCUCCCUGCCCUGCCGCCGGCGCCGCCGCUCGCCCGGGCACCCAUCCCCGGCCUCACGCCGCGAGAUGGGGGCCGCGCGCGACGAGGCCGGCCUAGCCGCCGCCUCCUCCUCGCACACGCGCCCCCGUCCCUCGUCCUCCCGCAUCCCAGCCCCCGCUCGCCCCCGACCUCUCCCUCCCUCGCACCUCCCUCGCACCUCGCCGGCCCGCCCACGUCGCCGCCGCCGAUGCCCCUCGGAUCCCACCGCGGUGGACCUUCUCCUCGUCUCCCUCGCUCCCGUCCCCCCUCUCCUUCCCUCGGAGCCCCAGCAGAGGGAGGACGAGGAGCACAACGACGACGAUGGCGGGGAACAGCAGCAGGCAGCAGCAGGUCGCGAGCGACGAGCAGCAGCGGAGGGAGGACGAGGAGCACGACGGCGGCGGUGGCAGAGAGUGGUGUACAGCGCCGCCAGGGCCGUGCUGGAGCGGCUGAUGCGUCGGCCGCAUCCGCCGAGGAGCCGGCUGCUAGCCCUGGCCCGUCUCCUCCUCCCUCGGGAUUUGAUCCAGACAGGUCCACCGGGCCCUUCGGGGUUCCACGGUUGCACGGGCCAGCUCGGCUGCGACGGACGCUGCUGCCGCCGGCCUCGGCCGCCGCGCGACCGUGUGGAUGGCGCUCGCCGUGUCCCUAUCCGCGCCCGCCUACUACACGGCGCCGCCCCCAUCAGUGUCGGCGCUCACGGAGGAGAACCUGCUGUUCCUGGAGGCGUGGCAUGUGGUCGACCACGGCUACUAUUACAAGUCCUUCAACGGGCAGAGCUGGUUCAGAUGCGGCGAUUAAGAAGAUGCUUGCAACAUUGGAUGAUCCGUUCACUCGGUUACUGGAACCCGAGAAAUUCAAAAGUUCGCGGUAAGUCUGGCACGCAAGGUGCCCUCAUGGGUGUAGGUUUAUCCAUCGGCUAUCCAUUGGCGCCUAAUGGAUCAACUACAAGGCUAUCUGUAAUGUCAGCUGCCCCACGGGGUCCUGCAGAAAAGGCGGGCAUCGUGUCUGGAGACGUUAUUUUGGCAAUUGACGAUGCAAGUGCGCAAGACAUCUGGGUCCUGAGAAGCUCAGUAGAUUUGACUAUUCUCAGUGGAGCUGAUACCAGACAUUUUGUUUUGAAGAGAGAAAGAUAUACUUUAAACCCGGUAAUGUCAAGGAUGUGUGAGAUUCCAGGUUCAGAGGACAGCUCAGAGAUCGGUUACAUCAAAUUAACAACAUUUAACCAAAAUGCUGCAGGAUCCGUGAAGGAAGCCAUUAAGAAAUUAAGGGAGAACAAUGUAAAGCCCUUCGUGUUGGAUCUGCGGAAUAACAGCGGUGGCCUUUUUCCUGAAGGGAUUGAGAUUGCGAAGAUUUGGAGGGACAUUGUUUUUAGCUUUAGACGAUUCAAUUAUUCAAGUGGAUAUAAGAUGUAGAAAAACAAUAUUAAAGGAUGCCAGCUGAUUCUUUUCCAAGCAAGGACGAUACGUUCUUCGUAAAGGUAAUUUUCUUCAUAUGGACCGUAGUAGCACAUAUCUUAUUAAAUGUCUCUGCCAUCAGUGUGAUUGAUUUCCCUUUGAUGAGGUGCAUCGUGCUCAUUGAUGAGUAGAUUCCGCCAAAUGUUUUUUUUAUGCAAUUGCUAUUGGAGGAUAUCAUUUCUUCUUUUAUCACAUCAUGUCUGCACAUUCGGGACUUCAGCACACUGUUAAAAAUGGAGUUGACUGUGUUCCAAGGUGCUAACCAGACCAACAAUAUUUUUGUAGGCAUAUACAAAUAGAAAGAAUAUAUGAUCUGACCUCAUUUCUUAAUCCUACAGUAUCUUGCUGCAUUAGCGUACAAGCUGUUACAUACGAAUAUGGAUUGACUGAUAGUUUUGGGAUAAAUGGGACAAACAUAGGGUUGCAGAUUGUAAAUCUGAGUUUUUUUUCGCAAAUCAAUUUGACACUAAUCCUUAGAAAAAUAUAUUAUUUCUGUUGCAUAGAUUGCUUCAUGAGAGGCAAAGAUAGGAAGAGAGAUUCCAAAGGGAGCAAAGGCGGGAACAUGAGCGCAUGAAGUUUUUGCAGAAGCAAUCUAGACGAGCAGAGAAACAAAGACAAAAGGAGGAAUUCAGAAAAGAGAAAGAGAUGACGAGGCAGAAGGCUGCUAAUGAAAGGGCCACAUCACGAAGAAUUGCACGGGAGUAUAUGGAGCUUGUGGAAGAUGAGCGCUUGGAGCUAAUGGAAUUGGCUGCGCAAAGCAAAGGGUUACCCUCAAUGCUUUGUCUUGAUAGUGACACAUUGCAGCAGGUGGAGUCAUUCCGAGUGUGCAUGUGUUGCGAGCAGUGAUCAGCAUAGCUGAUUCAUCACUGCUGGUCCUUUUGGUGCGACUAUGGCUGGACUAUUGAUCUUCAUGAUGAAGAAAUGGCCAUAGCCAUGGGGAUCUUCCUGUUGCAGGUCGAGGCUGCCACGUAUUGUACCACUGUCGCGCCCAACAUCGAGGAGUGCGGCAGCACCGUGGCCAGGGCCAUCGCGUCCGGUGCCAAGAACGUGGCCAAGGGGAUCCUAUGGUACGGGGUGGUAACCGUGGACAGGCUCCACUUGGCGAACGAGGUCAGCCCGGAGAUGCUCGGGCAUAUCAAAAUGCUUCAUGUGUGUAUAUGUGACUAUUUGCUUAUGAUGAACUUGAGGACAGUCGUUAAGGUAUUCAUGGUGGAGGGAAAGGUUGAUGUUGGUCUUGGUCCUAUUUGUAAGUUUCUCACACUAUUUUUAUUAACGCAUGAUUCCUUACGAAAUGGUAACACUAUCUCUAUUAUAAACUGAACACUAAUGAGAAUUGUACUUAAUACUUCUGUGAGGACCACUUUUCUCAGCAGUUUCCUUAUAAUGUUUUCCUUCAUUUCCAAUGGACUGGUGAGAUGCAACCUGCUUGGAAUUCAAGGAAGAAGGGCAUUUCGAACGAAGAAAUCAGAUGAUGAAUUUAUCCCUGGAUGUUUAUGCCCGGAAGGAGGAGACAUACCAAUGAUAGUUUGAAUCAAACUAAUAGAAUACGCCACCAUCGAUUAUGGUGUCGAGGGACUAAAAUGUAAUGAACUGGUUGUGCGACUGUUGACCUCCUUGAAACUAAUCACGUUCUUCGCUCUUGAACUCAUGCAGUAGACAAGCAACUCUUCUUUUAUAACUGCAGACAAGUGCUCCGCAGGACACGCACAGCCGCCGCCACACCACACCGCAGAGACAGACGAGGAUGUGAUGCUGCUCCUUCUUUGGUGUAUGCGUCGGCGUGGCUUGUGGUAGUGAGGCAUAUCCUCGUGGGUAAUGCUAUUUGAAGACCAUUCAAGUGAUUUAAAAGAGAAGAUGUCCAGAAUGUAACGAGGUUGAAGAUGACGAUCAAAAGAUUGACGUAUUAAGCGACUGUCAAGAUGCCAAUAAUGCUUGCCCCCUGCCAUUAUUAGUAAUACCCUUGCUCUUCUUUAUGAAAUCUUUCCUAUUAUAUAUUGAUGCAUCAACUAUCAUUGUAGAUCGUGAGAUCCCUAUUUACAUGGAUGACUCAGCGGGUGGCCUUUGCGUGGCAGGCAUAUGUUCCCAGCCACCUUGUCAAUUGUAGGCUUAGAAUGAUUUGCUUCGUCCCAAGUGUUGUUCGUCGACGAUUACUUUGUAUGUCCAUGGUGAUUCUGAAUUUAGAGGACACGUAUGUUUUGGUAGGAAGUGUAUUGUUCUUAUGUUUUUUCCUGGUGUAUACUGACUCGUGCAGAUUAUGAAAUCCCUAUUUAAUGGAUC